Molecule: messenger RNA, 3056 nt
Organism: Phasianus colchicus (ring-necked pheasant)
Lineage: Eukaryota; Metazoa; Chordata; Aves; Galliformes; Phasianidae
Gene: AADAC
Product: arylacetamide deacetylase
Cellular component (GO): membrane
Molecular function (GO): carboxylic ester hydrolase activity
Source: RefSeq, a predicted model, not a curated record
UGCCGACAGCAGCGUGUGCAUGAGAGGAUUACGCCAAAGCUUUGAUCGUUUGUUUAGCAGUGUACCCUGGACUACAUUACUGCUGAGGCUCAAGUCACGUCUAGCUGCUGAAAGUCAGUGAGAGCACUUACGUGAUCGGUCCUGAGCAAAACGCUGGUGGCAAACAUGGGAGCAAAACUGCUCUGCUUCUGCGUCGCCUUCACCCUCGUGGCGUAUUACAUCUACAGCCCCAUCCCAGAGAACAUUGAGCAGCCCUGGAAGCUGAUGCUGAUGUCAGCGGUGUUCAGGACACUUGGGCAUGUGGCUGAGGCUGCUGAGCGGCUGGGGCUGGCGAACUACAUGGAUGUCCUGAUGCUCCUCUCGGCCGCUGAGUACAUGGCACCGACCUCAGAUGAGAACGUGACCGUGACAGACACGGAGUUCAGCGGCGUUGCCGUCCGCCUCUUCCUGCCCAAGAAGCCAACAGAGGGGCUGCGGAGGGCAGUGCUCUACUUCCAUGGCGGAGGAUUUUGCGUCGGAGAUGCAGGCAUGAAAGCCUAUGACUUUCUGGCAAGAAGGACUUCAAGCCAAUUAAAUGCUGUUGUGGUAUCAGUCAAUUACAGGCUGGCACCCAAGUACCACUUUCCAGUUCAGUUUGAAGAUGCGUAUUCAGCAUCCAAGUUCUUCCUGCAGAGCAGGGUGCUCUCGCAGUACGCUGUUGACCCGACGCGGGUCUGCGUCGCAGGAGACAGCGCUGGCGGCAACCUGGCAGCGGCUGUGGCACAGAAGCUGCUGGAGGACUCUGAAGUCACAAACAAGCUGAAGGCCCAAGCUUUGAUUUAUCCUGCGCUUCAAACUCUUGAUCUGAAUCUGCCAUCUUACCAACAAAAUGCAAACAUGCCCAUUCUGUCCAAGUCACUCAUGAUCAGGUUCUGGAGCGAGUAUUUUACUUCCGAUCCAUCUCUCAGGGAAGCAAUGACCUCCAACCGCCACGUCCCGGCCCAAUGGGGACACUUGUUUCAGUUUGUGAACUGGAGCACCUUGCUGCCCGACAGGCUGAAGAAGGACCACGUUUACACCGGCCCAGUGUUCGGGAGCCCCGCGCUGGCAGAGAAGUACCCUGGGUUCCUGGACCCGCGGGCAGCCCCACUGCUGGCAACAGAGGCACAGCUGCAGGGGCUGCCCCCCACCUACAUCCUCACCUGCCAGCAUGAUGUGCUGCGGGAUGAUGGAUUCUUGUAUGCCACGCGCCUCAGGGCGCUGGGCGUUCCUGUCACACACGAGCACGCUGAGGACGGCUUCCACGGGGCGCUGAUAUUUGUCACCAGCCCGGGUGACUUGGCCGUGGGGCACAGGCUGCUGAGUGGCUACUUGCAGUGGCUGGAGGAGCACCUGUAGCCAGAGGGGGUGCUGCAACACAUCUGGCUCAUAGCUGGGUGCAGCUGAGCUGUGUGCAGGAGAAUGGGGUCUGCGUGCUUUGGGUGUGAUUGCUGUAUUCUGUGCUGCCUUGAGGUGUCUGCAUACAGCACUUCUUGUCAACUCCAUCAGGAAAACCAGCUUGAUCCAACGUGUGCUUUUCUGGUGCUGCCUUCUGAGCUUAGGACCCGGGCACUGCCUGGGGACCCCUUUCCUGGCCGACCUCCAUCAGGCUGUGCCUGGUCCCCACUGUGCAGCUGCCUGGGCUUGGUGGGCAGUGCUCCCAUUCAGCCUGCCUGGCAGAGCGUAGGGCUCAGCUGGGCAGCUUUUCAUCCCUUCCCGGUGCUGUGUCACAGCGAUGGGCUUGUGUCAGCAUGGCCAUCACCGUUUCACACAACUGCUGCUUGGUGGCUGCUCACUCCCUACCCCUUGUGCCGGGUGCACUGCAAGCAGCAGAGGAGCAGUGGGCAGAUCCAGCGUGAGUGGCAGCAGUGGAACCUGCCCACUGCAUCCCUGCUGCCAGCCCUGCAGCACAGCUCCAGGUAAGCACCACAAGACUGAAGGGGAUGGCUGCGAGAUGGUGCAAACACUAAAAAUGUGCACCCAUCUUACUCAGUAAUUGCCUCCAUUAUUCUCUGUAAUAGAAGGAAGUAGUGUAACUGAACGGCACUGGGUGCCCAUCAGAUAAGGGAAGGGUGCAAAGGUCCUGCUUUUAGAACAACGCUGCUCUGCAAUUACGUUCUUCUUACUAAAUAAGUGUCAUGUUCUUGUUAUUGCUAUCCCUGGUAAACAGUUUUUAAGAAUAAAACUAGGCAACAUCAUAGAUUUGAAGAAGAAAGAGUUCAGCAUUGUUUUGAAUGAAUAUCCUACGUAGAAGUGCUCUCUGUAUUAAAUACGAAUCCCUAAACUUGAGUGGUGAGCGCGCACGUUGGUGGCCUGUUGGUCUGAAGGUUGCAAAACGCUACCAACAAACUUGCAGCAUCCUGUUUCUUUUGCACAAAAGCUACUGCACAAAUGCUGUUUUUUCCAUGUGUGUAUGCAGGCAUUUAGAUGGAAUCAUGUCAGGGUUGCUGUAUUUUUGUCUUAUGUUGAAUACAGAAAAGUUCUCUGAUUCUAAUGCAAUGUUAUUCUUUUCCAAUAAACAGAAUCUGUGGGUGAUGGAAAGGAAAGGUGAACUUCAUUACACGCAGUAACUGCCACAGAGAACCAGGACUAAAUUCAGGGUCAUGAGAAAUGUGCUGAGAAGGGAUGAGUCUGUGCAGUACUCCUGGCACGUUAAACUGAGAUAAACGUUUGAAAACAUUAAGCUUAUAUUGUGAAUAUCUUAACUGCUUAACAAUUUUAAAAUGUCUAUUUCUUUGAGAUGUUUGUGCUUUCCUGCACUUCCUCUACGCUCACUGAACUGAGGAAUGAAGGAAGGCAAAAUGAAUGGUUUUUGAGGUGCUUCGUGCCUACCGAGCCAUCAGCUGGCAGUGAGCAUCCAUCCCCAGCCCUGCUGAUGGCAGAAGGCAGCGGCUCCCGCCCCGCUCCUGCAGCUGGGUGCUGCUCAGUGGGAGGAGUGCUCGUCUCUCUGGGGAAAUAGCUUUUGCACAUAGAUGCAACCUUCCUGGAUGGGCAGGUGGGAAAGAGGGGUUGUGCAGCACGGCACGUGGAGGAUGGCU